Sporothrix schenckii 1099-18 is the source of this 765-nucleotide messenger RNA. RefSeq lists its product as uncharacterized. Lineage: Eukaryota; Fungi; Ascomycota; Sordariomycetes; Ophiostomatales; Ophiostomataceae. The coding region runs from base 1 to 765 and encodes 254 amino acids. The record is from RefSeq and is a predicted model, not a curated record. The transcript has a single exon.
AUGGCCCGCCUCUCCACCCGCCUCUCCAUCCGCUGGGGCGACGACCCGGCGUCCGAACCGACGACCACCCUCGUCAUGAGCGUCGGCGGCUACUUUAUGGACCUGCGCGUCGUCAAAAGCGACAACGCCGUCGACUGGGCGUUUGCCGGCACGCGCGACGUUGUCGCUCGCGCGCCCCAGCUGCACUGCCGCUGGCACCACACAAUUGACUCGCGCAACACCUUUGCUCCGGACGAGGGGUGGUUUCAGGACCUGCCCAGCGGGAACCGCGACGGCGACGAAAACUACACCGACAGCCUGGAGACGGGGCGCAUGGCGUGUGCCGAACGGGGCGGCGCCGUCACGGCCUACGAGGAGGUGUGGCGGACGCUGCCGACGGACGGCGCGCGGGCGUGGAUCGUGAAGCGUGAGGAGGAUGCUGUGACGAUGACGACGAGCAACAUUACGUUUCUCGGGCGGGUGGGCCGCGAGUACUUUGCCAUGGUGCAGGCACGUGGCGGCGGGCCAUUGACUGUGCAACGAGAGACGCUGGAGGCAGCCAAUGACGGAGAUGGGGAUGGGAGACCGGAGGGACAGGAGGGACAGCAGGGCCACGACGGAAAAGAGCGCUGGGUGGUCAAGUACCGGUCGGGCGACGCGCCUCUGCCGUCCUUGGCGGCGAACAAGCUGUCUGCAUUUCCAAACGAAGAGACAUGGACGGAGGGAGACGAGGUGGACGUGUUUGGCGACGUGUACACUGUGUGUGCUACAGAGAAAAGUAUAUAA